Messenger RNA from Carcharodon carcharias (great white shark), 4551 nucleotides. RefSeq names its product zinc finger protein 271-like. Gene Ontology annotation, molecular function: DNA-binding transcription factor activity, RNA polymerase II-specific; RNA polymerase II cis-regulatory region sequence-specific DNA binding. Gene Ontology annotation, biological process: regulation of transcription by RNA polymerase II. The record is from RefSeq and is a predicted model, not a curated record. NCBI's taxonomy places the organism in Eukaryota, Metazoa, Chordata, Chondrichthyes, Lamniformes, Lamnidae. The transcript is spliced from 2 exons. Bases 486 to 1478 code for a protein of 330 amino acids.
UUCACUUCCUGUAGGGACUGAAAACCAAGUGAGGAGAUGAAGGAUUGCACCGUACUACACCAGAGAAUACAGAGAGGAUAGAUCCUGAUCAUCAUCCAAGGAACAACUGUGGGAAGAUAUCCAGUCCCUUCACAGCAUUGCUCAACACAGAGAAGUUUGGGCAUUGAAACUGUCAUCUGGAAAUUGGUCGGGUCAGGGGAGUUUUGACAUAUCGUCAGAUCUGAAACUGGUCAGUGGUGUGGAACCUUCCAUCAGAACCGACCUUUCCGAAGGUUCGGCUGUGGGUGAUCGGUCAGGGUGAGACUGGGAAGAAGUGUGAGUGGGCUCCAAGUGUGGUGGGAGCUUCCAUCAUUCAUCGAGUCUCAUAAGCCACUGACUCAUUCGUACAGGUGAGAGGCUGUUUGAAUGUGAGGUGUGUGAGGAGGGCUCCACAGGCUCAUAAGAUCUCCUAACACAGAAGGUGCAUCUGUCACAAGAGUAGCUACAUGGAUGAAAACCUAUUCAAGUGUGAGGUGUGUGACAAAUCAUUCUCAUGUUCAUCUCAAUUCUGUAUGCACCAACACAUUCACACAUGGGAGAAACCAUUCAAGUGCGACGUUUGCGAUAAAGCUUACUUGACAUCUUCAAGCCUCCUUAGACACCAGAAGAACCACACAGGGGAGAAACCAGUCAAGUGUAUGGUGUGUGACAAAGCCUUCACACGAAUUUCAAACCUCCUGGACCACCAAACAAUCCACACAGGACAGAAAGCUUUCAAAUGUGAUGUUUGUGAUAAAGCUUUUGUGGCAUCUUCGAGUCUCCUUAGACACCGGAGGAAUCACACAGGGGAAAAACCCUUCAGGUGUGAGGUUUGUGAGGUGGCUUUCACCCAGUCCUCUGAUCUUCUGAUGCACCAGAGGAUUCAUACAGGGGAGAAACCCUUCAAGUGUGAGGUGUGCAACCGAGCCUUCACAUGGUCAUCGACGCUUGUACAACACCAACGCAUUCACACAGGGGAGAAACCCUUCAAGUGUGAGGUGUGUGACAAAUCAUUCUCACACUCAUCAAACCUCCGCAGUCACCAACGCAUUCACACAGGUGAGAAACCAUUCACUUGUGAGGUAUGUGACAAAUCAUUCUCUGAGUCUUCGAACCUCCGCGCACAUCAACGCAUUCACACAGGAGAGAAACCAUUCAGGUGUGAGGUUUGUGACAAGGCUUUUACCCACUCCUCCGAUCUCCUGAAGCACCAGCGGAUCCACACAGGUGAGAAACCAUUCACGUGUGAAGUGUGUGACAAAUCAUUCUCUGAGUCAUCAAACCUCCGUGCACAUCAACGCAUUCACACAGGAGAGAAGCCAUUCAGGUGUGAGGUUUGUGAGAAGGCUUUCACCCAUCCCUCUGAUGUCCUGAAGCACCAGCAGAGGCACACUGAUGAGAAACCACUCCAGUCUGAGGUGUGCAACCAAACCUUUGAACAGUCAUUGAUACUUGUGUAACAGUAACACAGUCACACUGGGGAGAGCCCGUUAAGUGUGAGGUGUGUAACAAAGUCUUUGUAUGAUUCUUGUGCCUGGUGAAACAGUCAUGCUCACACAGGUGGGAAACUAUUGAAGAGUAUGAUAUGCAACCGAACCUUCAGACAAUCUUCAAUGCUCCUGAGAUACUGACGCACUCACACAGGGAGAAGCCAUUCACAUCGGAGCAGUGUGACAAAAUAUUCUUGCAGUCAUCAAACCUCCAUGUUGACCAGUGUAGUCACACAGAAGGGGAUCUCUUCAAGUGUGAGCUCUGUGACAAAGCAUCACAAACUGAUCAAAUCAGCCAGUCCAUCAGAUGACACACACAUGGCAGUAAGUAUGAGAUUCACAAUACAAGUUAUCUGACAUCAUCAAAACUCCUGGGACAUGAGCAGAUCCACACUGGAGAGAAACCAUCCAUGUGUGAGGUGUGUGACAAGGCUUUUGCACAAUCAGCGUAUCUCCUGAUCCAUCAACGCACUCACAAGGGGAGAAACCCGAUCAGUUUGGGUUCUGUAGUAAAGACUUCACACAGUUGUUGAACCUCUUGGUACAUCAGUGAAGCCAAACAGGAGACAAACCCUUCCAGUAUAAUGUGUGCCUGGAUUGUUUCACUUAUCCUCUCUCACCAUACACCGACGUCUCCACACGGACUUGGAGCCAGGUCACCCGCUUCUGUUACACUGAGAGUUGUCUGUGUUGUUUACCCUCCAGUGCUCACACAGGGAAACUGUUGUUCCAAAGCACUGUCUGUCUCAGCAAUGUCUGUCUCAAACCUCUCCCACCAUCAGUCCAAUCGUUUCAAGAAGACCAACUUAACCUUUGUCCAGAUCACCAAACAUCACCAAAAGAAAAUAUCAAUAUGUAUAGAAGCUCCUGCUUGUGCACAGAUGCCACUGUGUCUCUGGGAGGAAUUACUCAGCCACACGAGGUUCACGAUUCAGGAGAAUGUGUGUCAGGAUGUUCCCUGCUCUAGACAAGAGGGAAAUACCUCAAUAGUUUCCAUAGCAUGAUUUAUCUCCCUUAUAAAAUAUACCUUCCUUAUAAUUGUCACAUUCCUGAAGUCCAGUGGAGUUCUCUUUCCUCCCAAAUCCAUAGGAUGAAUGAAUGGAAUCUUGAUGUGAGCAGAAGUCCACCAGCUUUGAAGACCUCAGCUGGAAUACAAUCGGGGCCACAGGCUUUGUUGUUUUUCAUCUGUUUGAUUGCUCUCCCAUUGAUGGUGACUCACCCAUGGAUUCUACCACAGGCACUGGGGAAUAGACUGGAGGGUAUCAGCUGUCACUGUGGAUUCAUGGUGGAGGAGUUAUUCAAAAUCUUCUUUUCACGUUAACAGAUGGCAUUGUCAUCCUUAAGAAUAGAAACAUCAUCCUGUGAAUGAAGGAGAUUUUGUCCAUUUGAUCUUGGUGUGUAGGUGGGCCUGAAGACUUUAAAAGCUUUGCAUGUCAUGAUGAUCAGAUUGAUGAUCAGGAUUUCUCCUCCCACCAGAUGUCCUUUAUCUUCCAGAUUUGUCUUUGGGUGUCAGCCUUGAGCUGUUGAAAUACUGUCUUCUUGAGUUGUGACCUUGGGUUGCUCUGCCAGGCAAUGAAGGCUGAUCGUUUUGUUCCAGGAGGUCACAUAUUUGAACAUCAUGUUCGUCGAGCCAGUCCUGGUGACGAUAAUGCUCGAAUCCAAUGGUCUGGGCACAGGAGUUUAGUACAGCUGACUUUAUUUGAUCCCACUGCUCAGGAAUUGAGUUGGAUGUGUGAAGAUUUUCCAGAUUGGUCAUGAGCUGCACCUGGAAUUCCUCUGUUUUAGGGCUGAGAUAUUGAUCUUCUUCCUCUUGGUCUUUUGGGCCUUGUGAUGUCUUGGUGCUGGGUGGAUGUUCAUCACCGAUCGAACAAGUCGAUGAUCUGUCCAGCAGGCAUCAGCCCCCCACAUCGAUCGAGUGAUAGAGGCAUCACUUAGAACUUUGACUUGGCUUUAGACCUUCCAGAGGAGCCUCUGACAUGGUCUUUGUUCCCAGAGAAAUCCAAGAAAAAUGUCGAGAAAACACCAGGAACUCUUCAUUACAUUUAUCAUCGUGACCAAAGCAUUUGACUCAGUAAAUCUUGAGACUCUGUGGAUUGUGCUCCAAUGAUUUGGCUGUCCAAGAAACUUCAUCACAAUCCUGCAAUUGCUUCAUGAUGAUAUGACUGCAACUGUCUUGAGUGAGAGAUCUGAAACAGAAGCCUUCAAAAUCCAGACUGGUGUCAAGCAAGGCUGUGAGAUAGCCCCCAUUCUAUUUACAAUCUACCUGACAGUGACUAUUCACCUCAUCAAAGAUCAACUGCCCUCUGGUGUCAGUAUUAAAUACCAUCCAGAUGGGAAACUCAUUUACCUUGGUCACCUCUGUGCCAAAACUAAACUGACCACCAUAGAUACACAUGAUCUACAGUUUGCAGAUGACUGCAGUGUCAUUGUCCACUCUGCAACAGAUUUGUAAACCUCUCUCAAUCUCUUCAAUUCUGCAUGUGUCUGUAUGAUGGAAACGAGCUCCAUCCUGUGUCACUAAAGUUCGGUGCCAUUUCUGACCAUCAGAAUUGGGAACCAGGCUAAAGCGCAGAGAUUUUAAAGAAACUUGUCUGUAGUAUUCUGAGAGAGUUUCCCCUGAUGUGAGUGUGUGUGUGUGUGUUAGUAAAGUGAGUCAGGAGUGGGUAUGGGGUAGAAUCGGACCCUGUUUGAGAUGAUGAUGUGAAUUAUACUCAGAUGCUCCUCAGGUGGUGGAUGUUUGUCCUGCCUAGGAGGAUUACUAUCCUGAGUAUGGUGAGGGAGUGGGAAUGAUUCGCUAUAUACCCGAGUUCCCUUAACCCAUCAUAUCUCAAUGUCCUAACGGUGUGUUAUGUUCACCUUACAAUCUUCCAAGAUUCAUUUCAUUUCUGGGAAAGAUUUUGAGUUGUUUUCAAAUGCUUUGUUAUUUUGGUUGAUUCAAAGUUUGUGUAAGCUGAAUAUUGUGUUGUUGUUUGUCUGCUGUUUUAUCAAUCUUCUGUAUAGAUUUAUAAAUCACAAUAAAUUCAUUCUUUUAGCUUAACCCAAA